AUGGACAUCAAGUUUUGCAAGACCAACCUCCUCAUUGAUCAAAUGGUAGUGAAUGAGAAAUACCAAUUCAAGUUCACACACCCCACGGCUGGCCCUUCCAAGAUGCUCUUGCCCAACCCAAGCUUCACAACAGUUGUAGAACGCAACCACAUUGACGUCAGCCCCCAUUACACACAUUGGUUGGGCAUGAAGAUGAUUUGCGAGAAGAGGAGCCUGAACUCGAUCGAGUUGAGGCUCGAGCUGAGGACCGAGCCCAAGUGGAUGAGGAUUUGGACGAGCCUGAUUGCCAUUACUUUGAGGAGUUGA
Messenger RNA from Microthlaspi erraticum, 306 nucleotides. Lineage: Eukaryota; Viridiplantae; Streptophyta; Magnoliopsida; Brassicales; Brassicaceae. The record is from the annotation of a GenBank genome assembly.